Impatiens glandulifera is the source of this 569-nucleotide messenger RNA. Its product is annotated as costars family protein. The coding region runs from base 77 to 343 and encodes 88 amino acids. Gene Ontology annotation, biological process: regulation of actin filament-based process. NCBI's taxonomy places the organism in Eukaryota, Viridiplantae, Streptophyta, Magnoliopsida, Ericales, Balsaminaceae. The transcript has 2 exons. The record is from RefSeq and is a predicted model, not a curated record.
GGGAAUAAAGAGGGGGGAGAUCUACGGAGAAAAGAAGAAAUUGGGAAGAAGAAGAAGAAGAAAGAAAGUUGAAAUCAUGAAUGUUGAGGAAGAAGUUGAACGUCUCAAGGAAGAAAUCAAGAGACUUGGCAAGGCCCAAGAUGAUGGCUCCUAUACGGUGACAUUUGGAGUGCUGUUUAAUGAUGAUCAAUGUGCCAAUAUAUUUGAAGCACUAGUUGGGACUUUGAGGGCUGCAAAGAAACGCAAGGUCCUGAAAUUUGAAGGAGAGCUGCUUCUACAAGGAGUUCAUGACAAUGUCGAGGUUAUCCUCCUACCUGAGCCUGCUGCUGUUGCAAAAGCAUAGAACAAAAUCUCGGCACUUUUGCUCUUGCAAAUGUGUUUGUUAUAAUUGUUAUGUACAAUUAUAUAAAUAUUAAGCCAGACAGACACUUCUGGUGACUGGUUGUGUUCUCCUUUUUAAUUUUUUUUCUGUGAAAAACAGUUUUCAUUUUGGCAAAUAUGAGACUGGCUUAGCCUAUAGCCUAGCCUAGCCUUAUAUUAUGUAAUGCAUACAUUUGUUGCCGUGUUCA